This is a messenger RNA of Peronospora farinosa, 1140 nucleotides long. The record is from the annotation of a GenBank genome assembly. Lineage: Eukaryota; Oomycota; Peronosporomycetes; Peronosporales; Peronosporaceae.
AUGGUCGAGACCCGCCGGACGUCGCGUCGUCUUCAAGCGAAGGCAGAGGCGGAGGCCGCCAAAAUGAGCUCAGAUCCGUCUCCAAUGAAUUCUCCGUCUGGACGUUCUAGUGUCUGUAAUUUGUGUCGUUCACCAUCACCACAGAAGAAUCAGGAACCGAAACAAGAAGAAGAAAAGAAGAACGAGACGAACGAGAAGGAAAAGAACGAAAAGGAAAAGAACGAAGAGGACGAGAACGAGAAGGACGAGAAGGAAAAGAACGAGAAGGAUGAGGAGGACGAGAAGGAAAAGGAGAAGGACGCGAAGGACGAGAACGAAAAGAACGAGAAGGACGGGAACGAUAUGGACGAGAACGAUAUGGACGAGAACGAGAAGGACGGGGAGAACGAGAAGGACGAGAAACAGACGGAAACGAUACAGUUGGUGGAGAAGAAGAAGAAGAAGAAGAAGAAAGAAGAAGAAGAAGAUGUGGAUCAAUAUGCUCUCCUCGCUGCAUCGGGGUUGAAUCUAUCGACAAAGACCAAUAAGCCUUCAUCAUCUUCUCCCUUGACGUCCAUAAAGACUUGUACCUCUGCAAAGUCGUCGACGGCGGCAUUUUUCAAGCGACGACUGGUGCCCAAUCAGCUCGACAGUGGCGCGUCGCAGUACCAGGAAUUCUUCAACUUUGACGGCUCGAAACGAUCGACGGCGGCCGUGCUUCGUGCUGAUGCCCGAGCGUUGGAGGAGGCCAAAGUGAUUGCAGCUGGUCAGAAGGCUGUUGCCCACUCGGAGCGACAACGUGCCGAGUCUCUACACAAAAAGUCAGCGGGGCGUCGCUGGUUCAACUUUGAGUCAGAGGAGAUGACAACUGAUGCACGUCGUGAUUUCGCUCUACUGCGGAUGCGAAACUAUCUGGACCCAAAGAAAUUCUACAAGAGCUCGGACCAUUCGCGUGCACUGCCCAAACAUUUCCAGAUGGGCGUCGUUAUUGAAGGUGCUCACGAGUUUCACUCGGCCCGCCUUACAAAGAAACAGCGCCGCAAAACAUUCACGGACGAGAUUAUGGCGGAUGAGGCUGUGGUGCAAUACACUCACCGCGUGGCUAGCAACAUCCAAGCAGCGCGCAGUAACCAAGGCCGAAAGAAGAGACGGCGUAACUAG